AUGAAGGGCGGCAUCGUUGGCGUGCUUUGCGGCGCGCUCCUCCUUGCCGUUGAGGCUGCAUGCGCCCCCAACUCGGACGCCAUCACAAAGGUACCUGGCUUCAAGCCAAACAAGUGGGUGGCCAGAACCUGGGAGGGAAACAACUACGCCUGCAAAUGUCAUCCUGGCGACUACUGCUGGCCCAAGCAAAACCACUGGGAUAACCUCAACCGCACCGUUGGCGGCAACCUUCGCGUCAACCUGCCCCCAGGAGCUCCUUGCUACAACACCUUCCAAGGCCCUCUCGGAACCGUCAACACGUACGAUGCCGCCAAGUGUGCUGCCGUGACCGCCGGGUUCCCCAAUGAACAGUUCCAAAUCGAGCUGCCCACCGCUGGCCUCUGGACCUACUUCACCAAUGACACCUGCCGCCCUACCGCUGAUCCCACAGGCAGCUGCACGCUGGGCUACUAUCCUGUCCUGUACAUCACAGCCAAGACCGUUGCCCACAUCCAAGCGGGUAUCAACUUCGCCAGAAACAACAACUUGCGCCUCGUCAUUCGCAACACUGGACACGACUUCCUUGGACGCAGCGUUGGCUGGGGCUCGCUUGUUAUCAACACUCACAGCUUCAAGAGCAUCAGCACCACCAACAACUGGAAUGGCCCUGGCUACAACGGCCCCGCCAUCACUGUGGGAGCGGGUGUGCAAGCCUUUGAGGCUCUUGCCCGCCUGAACUCGCUUUCCCCUCCUCGAAUUAUGGUGACGGGCGAGUGCGCUACUGUUGGUGUCGCCGGAGGCCUUGUGCAGGGCGGUGGCCAUGGCCCCUUGACCAACUUCUACGGAUUCCUUGCCGACACGGCUGUUCAGUUCAAGGUCAUCACGGCCGAUGGCAAGAUCCAAACUGCCAAUGCCAACACCAACUCGGACCUGUUCUGGGCCCUCAAGGGAGGUGGUCCCGCCGCCUUUGCUGUCAUCACCGAGGCUACCUACAAGACCUUUGCCGACACCCCAAGCGCCGGCAUCAACCUCGAUAUCAACCCCGGCACCAACUCCGAUCCUGCUCUUUACUGGGAGGCCGUCCGCAAGUUCCACAGCUACAGCACCCAUUUUGUUGACAACGGCCUUUAUGUUUACUACGAAAUCGGCCCCGUCCCCAACACUCUCCACGUGCAUCCUAUUGUGGGCGUCAACAAGACCCUCGCCCAGCUGCAGGCUGUUGUCCAGCCCCUCUUUGAUGACCUUGAUGCCCUCGGUGUUGGGUAUACCACCUCCAGCGAGACUUACGGCACCUUUUACGACUUGUACAACGCCAUGUUUGAGAUUGAAAUGGCUGGCAACUCUGCCCUCACCGGUGGUUGGACCAUUGGUCGCCAGGAUGUUAUCAACAACCACACCGCCAUCAUUGACGCUUUCCAGACCGUUAUGAACGCUGGCUCUUUCAUCGUCGGCCACAUGUGGUCUGCUGGCCAUGGCCUCCCUCAGAGCGAGUGGGCCAAGUCCGCCAUCAACCCCCGCUUCCGCAACGUUGUUGACAAGCUUAUUACCAUCGUUCCUGUCUCUGGCGAUGCCCCUCUCGCCGCCAAGGCCGAGGCCCAGAACCGCUUGACCAACAUUGUCGACGGCUCUCUCCGUGCCGCUGCCCCCAACGGCGCUUCCUACAUCAACGAGGCCGAUCCCUUCCAGCCCGACUGGCAGAACGCUUUCUGGGGUACCAACUACCAGCGCCUGCUCCAGAUCAGACGCAAGUACGACCCCGAGGGAGUCUUCUAUGCCGUCUCCACUCCUGGCACCGAGAAGUGGGAGCAGAUUGAGACGGGCACUAGGUUGUGUGUCAAAUUGUAG
Podospora anserina S mat+ is the source of this 1824-nucleotide messenger RNA. RefSeq lists its product as uncharacterized. Bases 1 to 1824 code for a protein of 607 amino acids. The transcript is spliced from 4 exons. Lineage: Eukaryota; Fungi; Ascomycota; Sordariomycetes; Sordariales; Podosporaceae. The record is from RefSeq and is a predicted model, not a curated record. Gene Ontology annotation, molecular function: oxidoreductase activity; FAD binding.